Messenger RNA from Microthlaspi erraticum, 714 nucleotides. The record is from the annotation of a GenBank genome assembly. NCBI's taxonomy places the organism in Eukaryota, Viridiplantae, Streptophyta, Magnoliopsida, Brassicales, Brassicaceae.
AUGUUAACGAAAGAAGGUGCAUUGAAGAUGUAUCUGAUGAAGCAGAGGAGAUCACCCCUGAACGGAUACAGAGAGGGAUUAGAGAUGAUGGUAUCGGAAGAGCACCUCAAAGUCAGAGUAGGAGAAAUGUGUCUCAGGCUCCUUCUGAUGGUGGAAAUGGGAAAGCAACACAGGAAAAGAGUAGGAAAAAAGUGGUUGAGAUUCAGGAUGGGAUCGCUGGAAGGAAGAAGAAUAUGUUUCAAACUCAGUCAAGCAAUCCGAGUAAGAAACAGAAAAAAAACUGUUGAGGUUGAAGAUGAAUCAAAUGUCGAUGGCUCCAAUGUCGAUGGCAAAGACAACGCAUCCAGUCGGAAAGAAAAAAAUCCAAGGCAAUACUCAAGAGCUUUGAAGGUUUUUGACAUCAUAAAGAAGCCAGACGGGACAACAAAGGCUCAGUGCAAACAUUGCAAGCAAGAAAAUGCGCAUGACUCGCACAAGACCGGUACCAUGCAUCUUCUGCGCCAUAUGGACAAAUGCAAUUUGAUACUUAAAAAUGGUGAUGAGAAGGUGAGAGCAGUUUGGAAGUACUUGAAUCCUGAUAUGGAGUGUUACACUCGUAACACAGCAGCCAAAGAUGUUUACAGGUUCUAUCUAAAUGAGGCAGAGAACUUGAAGAAGGAGCUAGUUAGUCUCCCUGGCCAAAUUAGCUUCACAUCGACGGCUACAUGUCUUUGA